Ilex paraguariensis (yerba mate) is the source of this 546-nucleotide messenger RNA. Lineage: Eukaryota; Viridiplantae; Streptophyta; Magnoliopsida; Aquifoliales; Aquifoliaceae. The record is from the annotation of a GenBank genome assembly.
AUGAUUAACGUUGAUGCGUCACGGAUCCAGAUCGUGAUCCAAAGCACAACUUGUGAUGGAGCUUUGGGAUCUCAGUCCUCUGACCAAGCAUACGUGACCCUUUUGUACGGCGAUGAGUUCUUACUCGGCGUUCGCGUUCUCGGAAAGUCGAUUCGCGACACCCAUUCCACCAAGGACAUGGUGGUUUUGGUUUCUGACGGUGUCUCACACUACGCCAAGAAGCUGCUCAAGGCUGAUGGUUGGCUAGUGGAGCAUAUUAGUCUGUUGGCAAACCCUAAUCAAGUCAGACCUAAAAGGCUAUGGGGUGUCUAUACAAAGCUGAAAAUAUUUAACAUGACUCAGUACAAGAAAGUGGUAUAUCUUGAUGCUGAUACAAUUGUAGUUAAGAGCGUUGAAGAUCUAUUCAAAUGUGGAAAGUUUUGUGCUAACUUAAAACAUUCAGAAAAAUUGAAUUCGGGAGUCAUGGUAGUGGAACCUUCUGAAAAAGUUUUCAAUGAUAUGAUGAGUAAAGUGAAGACUUUACAUUCUUAUACUGGAGGUAUGUAG